ACGAGCUAGUAGUAUGAGCCGGCAGUUUCGGUGCGGCUGCGGCCCGAGCAACAGGUAGACGCGGCGACUCCGAAGGCUACAGGUAGACGAGCGCUGAGGGCCUCGCAGAUUGUCGUGUUGUCAGCAUCAGCUUCGCUUUGACAAUGCUGCUCAUCUCAGGCUUAACGAUCUACGCGCUGUACACGAUGAUUAUGCGACAUAUAAACAGCGGAACGAACACUAUGUUGCUUAAUAACAGUGCCAACGACUCCUUGGUCCCUGGCAUCCCCGACCGCUGGCUCGAGGUGUGGGAUCCUCCGGUCGUCGCUGGCGAUGGUGGCGGCGCGGACAGACUCGCCUACAAGGUUCGAGUAGAGGCUGACUGGCAGGUGGUCCUCGGAACUUACAAGCACGUUAAGGACGAGAACUUCGAGGAAUAUCUCACGGUUUCGGGUGUCCCGGCCUUCAUGAUCUCCAUCAUCCUGAGCACGGUUCCCCUCGUCACCAUUCAGAAGAUUCCCGACGACAGCGACUACUAUUACGACAUGGAUGAGGAUAACGUCAAGGAACUGGACAACGUGUACGGUGACCUUCCCGAAGACGAGGACACCGCCUUCCAGAUGAUGAUCAAGACGGAGACUUGGAUUAGAGACAUCGACAUGCGGUUUAAGUUAGGUCAGGCUUUCCAUCACGUUGAGGCCGAUGGGUCAGAUUCUCAGAACACAUUCUUGUUCGUCGAGCCUCGUGUUCUGCUGCUGGACAAGUACCGAGGGGAAGAUCAUCAUCGGAUUAUCUACCAGUUUGGCAUUGACGGGUAUGAUGUGACGAUGGUGGAUUUCUCAAACAACAUUACAGCCAAGAGGUUUUUCAACAGAACGCAGCCAGGGUCCUCCGAAGAAAAUGUGGACACAGCGACAGAAAACGGGAUGAGCAGAAUGGAGGAAGAGAGUGGUCUGGCUUUAAAUGGAGGAGUGAUGGUGACCGACGGGGAGAGCUUUAAUUUUGAAAAUCAAGCGCUCUCUAGCGACAGGAAGGAAAUUGUGUUAGAGGUAGGAAACGCCACGGACGAAGGUGAAUUUCGGCAGGAUGGGUGGGGAAAUGGUAAAGAAAACGGGACUUUGACAGAAAACGGGAAAGAAGCUCUAGAAAACGAGGGCGCUCCAGGAAGCGGGGAGACUCAUAAAGAAAGAGAAAUUGUCUUGCAAGAAAAUAGGGAUAGUAUAAACUCGACAGCAGGAGAACAGGAAGAGAAUAAAAAUAAUAAUGGCAUGACAAAUAGCGAUGGCAUCGAUAAAUUCCCUCUCGUGCCGGAGUCAAACUUUGAAGUUUUUGAAAAUGCGACGAUUCUUGAAGAAGAACGCGCAAAUAACACCGACCUAUUCACCGGUCAAAAUUCCAAUAACCGAACGAUAGAUAACAUAGAUAACGAGGAAAAAUGAAAUGGGAUGGAGCGCGAUGGUAAUAGAGAGAUAAGAUUCCCGCAGAAUUUCGAAUCGAAUACAAAUAUCCCUCCAGCAAACUAGAUAAAAUAUUAGUGAAGGGACUGAUCAGCCCUAUAGUUCAGAGACAUGCAACCCUGAACUGACUGGCGGAUGAACAGAUUAGACAGACAGUUCGAUUACAGUAACUGACGACUCAUCCGGAAGCACUCUAGGCCUUGUUACAGUGAACGAUGGAUAUAACGAUGAAAAGAUUUGUAUUGACAGUGAUAUAGAGGUGAAUGAAAAAAGUAAUAUGGAAUAAUUCCGUUUUGUUCGUCAGCCGCGGAAAAACCUGUGAUGUAAAUAUAGACCAUUUGAGAAGAAUUUCAUGAAGGCAAGAAUUAAGAGGCUUGUUAUUUCUACAGAAUGAAUCAUAUACGAAGUAAAGGAAAGUAAAGGACUAUGGUGAAUUGGUAAUUAGUGCAUGUCCUUAUGGUAUGUGUGUAUGGGUCUGCGUGUUUGUGCAUUAGUGUGUGUGGUGGCGCAUUUGUGUGCAUUUGAACGUUAGCCUUUGCAAGUAUAUCUUUGUGCAUACUUGCAUACUACAUAAUACACACACACACUCACACACUCACACACACACACACACGCGCGCGCGCGCGUACAAAGAUAUACUUGCAAAGGCUGACGUUCUUAGGCACAUAAAUGCGGAGCCACACACACUGAUGCACAGACAUACAUAUAUAUAUAUAUAUAUAUAUAUAUAUACUCACACACAAACAUAUGAAUGGUAUACAGUUUAUGUGCUUGUAUUUGCUUGCAUAUAUAUCAUUUUUUAUUAUUGUUUUAGAUGUUUCCAUUUACAUUUGUUCAAAGUUCUCAUUCUUGUUUUCUACGACUAGCUCAACAUUUAUCAUUUUAUGCUCCAGUUGCAUUAUUGUACUCCUUCUUUGUAUAUGUUGCCCAUUAUCAUUAUAGAUUUUUAUAGUACGGAA
Molecule: messenger RNA, 2395 nt
Organism: Penaeus chinensis
Lineage: Eukaryota; Metazoa; Arthropoda; Malacostraca; Decapoda; Penaeidae
Exons: 7
Coding region: 144-1418 (424 amino acids)
Source: RefSeq, a predicted model, not a curated record